AUGAAGAUUGUCAUCAUAGGCGGCGGUAUUGGAGGUCUCGUCACCUACCAUGCUUUGCGCAAACACCUUUCGGAAACCGAUCCCUCUAUCUCUGUAAAACUCGUGGAGUCGCAUCCCUCUUUGUCAAAUACUUCGCGCGUGAUUGGUGGUGGUCUUGGACUCGCACCAAAUGGCAUGCGCGCUAUUGCCUCUAUUGCCCCUGAGGCAGCCGCCUACAUCAACGAGCGUGGUUUUCUUGGCGACACCAUGUCUUUCCGUAAUUCAAACGGACGCUUACUGGGGAGGUUUAACAGCGGUACGAUGAGAAGAUAUGGGUUUGGGAUGCUGAUGAUUCGUCGGGCUGUCGUGCACGAGGCUCUCAUUCCUGGCUUGCGUGAAGAAGAUGUGCACUGGGGAAUGAAGGUCGAGGGCGUCAAAGAAGUCGGAGAGCAGGUGCUAGUUGAGUACGAGGACGGUACUACGGAACUGGCAGAUCUCGUCAUCGGCGCAGAUGGCGUUCGCAGUGUUGUUCAGGAUUCUCUCUUUGACGGGGCUUAUAAGGCCACCUACGACGGUCUCACAGGCGUUGGCGGUUUUAUACCCUUUUCCGACCUCUCUCCCAGGCUUCAAGAGAGUUUUGACACCCACGGUGUCACCAUGACCUUUGGAAGAAAGGGGUUCUUUGGGUACUCCCUCUGCGUACCCGCAUCCACCCCUUCCCCUUUCAUCCAAUGGUGGUCCAUCUAUGAAGCUCCCUCUAUGCCCAAUCGCGAGAAGCCCAACAAGGACGCCAUCAAAGCCCAGCUCCUCGCCCGCCACAGUUCCUGGAAAUCACCAUAUGAUUCUCCCGACUCAGGGGUAUACAAAUCCAUCAUCGAGCUCGGUUGCCGCGACUCUGAAAGGCCACAGAAUCCCGAAAUGCAAGCCAUGUUGGCGUUCGACAUGAACGUGCUCGUCCUGCCGCGAUAUGUCACGCCGCGCCUCCCGUGCUGGACUAACGCUGGAUCGAAAAACGAGAGGGCUCAAGGGAGAAUUGUCUUACUUGGUGACGCAGCGCAUACGAUGCCUCCUGAUUCCGGGCAAGGGGUCUCUUGUGCGGCCGAGGACGCUGUUGUCUACGCUCUCCUCUUGAAGCACUACUAUACAGCCCCGGAUGGACUGCGCAAGGCUGCCAAGGCGUAUGAAAGGAUGCGUAUGCCACGGGUCCAUCGAAUUCUGGACGUAGCCAAACGGAAUGGCGAUGCGAAGAAGGAGAUGGGGUGGUUUGCGCAAAAAUUCAGAGAUACAGCCAUAUGGCUACUGUGUAAACUACCGGAGUCUAUACAUGACUACGCUUUUGCUUAUGAUUCAGAGAAAGCAGUUGCAGAAUUUCUGGCAAAGGAGAAUUUGUGA
Laccaria bicolor S238N-H82 is the source of this 1371-nucleotide messenger RNA. RefSeq lists its product as uncharacterized. Gene Ontology annotation, molecular function: monooxygenase activity; FAD binding. The transcript is spliced from 3 exons. The record is from RefSeq and is a predicted model, not a curated record. The coding region runs from base 1 to 1371 and encodes 456 amino acids. NCBI's taxonomy places the organism in Eukaryota, Fungi, Basidiomycota, Agaricomycetes, Agaricales, Hydnangiaceae.